Messenger RNA from Tigriopus californicus, 2555 nucleotides. RefSeq names its product PR domain zinc finger protein 5-like. The coding region runs from base 113 to 2380 and encodes 755 amino acids. Gene Ontology annotation, molecular function: chromatin insulator sequence binding. Gene Ontology annotation, biological process: regulation of transcription by RNA polymerase II. The transcript has a single exon. The record is from RefSeq and is a predicted model, not a curated record. Lineage: Eukaryota; Metazoa; Arthropoda; Copepoda; Harpacticoida; Harpacticidae. Gene Ontology annotation, cellular component: chromosome.
CAAUGGCAGGCCUGAACCUCUAGAUUGUACCUAACUCCUCUUUAUCUUCUUGUUUUCUGAAGCCAAGGGAAUCUAACGCAAUCUGCCCGUGGACGGGUUUGCCGUACUCAUCAUGAGGCCAUCUGUUGAUGAUUCCGAGAACGAUGGCGACAAUGUCAAGCCGGAGCCGUACUUUGGACCGGAUCCUGUGGUCAUGGCCAGUGCCUCUCUGGUUCAACUCAAAUUCGGUCCUUGGGUUUGGGUGACCCGAGAUUCAUUGGAUUUGAUCACGGAGGGAAGUUGGCCAAUUCCUUCCAUGACUUUUUUGUUCAACGGGGAAACGGAGGAGUUCAUCACGAGGGUACUUAAUCGGACCUAUGAAACGGGACAACUGGGCGAUGAGGUUGAGGUUAUAGAGAAAUGUCGGGAGUUCUUCAGGGGCAAUUACCCCUGUUUGGGAGUGGAUUUUGAGGAGUCUGAUGAUUUUCCGUACAAUCUCAAAUUUGCUAAGAAUUGCUUGAAAUUGGUCCAUUUGGAUCGACAGCCAUGUAGUUUGGAGGGUCUGAAAUGUUCGAAUUGCUCGUCGAAACAAAAUGAUUUGUCGUCGGAGUUGCCAAUCCCGAUCGAAGUCAUGCCAGAUAUUAAGACGGAGAAUACGGAUUGUGAAGCCAAGAUUACCGUGGAGGCAAAAAUCGGGUCUGCCACGGACAUCCUGGAUGAUGCGGAGGACAUUUUCAUGGAUGAACUCCCACUGAGCCGAAAUCGUGGCAAUGUGAAAUGUGAAUCACCGGUCGAUGAAUUGAUGGUCAAGGAUGAAUCGGACUCUUUUGAGAUCAUGCAGGAUGUCAUCGAAAAUGAAGAUGAGGAUGUUUUGACCACUAGGAAAUGUACCCGGCGACGGAACCGAGCCAAGGGGUUCUAUGCAAUGGAUUUAUACCCAAGUGAUGAUGAAGAGAGGAGUGGCAAAGUCAAGCGCCAUACACAGAAGGAUGGCACUAGGGAAUCGGCCGUGAAGCCAUCGGCAACCCCUUCUCGUGCUCGGAAAAGAUUGCCAGUAAAGGAGCGGAAGAAUAUCCCUCAAGAGCUUGUUCGGCCGCCUUUUUUCGAGAUCGACUGGGAGGGUAAAAAGGUUAAAGUGAUCGUAUCUUGUCCCAAGGAUGAGACUUGGGUAUGCCCCAUAUGCUCGGCGGGUAUGAAAGGUGUGACUAAAACCACGCACUUGCGAACGCAUAAUUUGUUCAGAACCCAGUGUGAAGUGUGCGGCAUGGCUCAUUUGUGCCCAUAUCGAAUCUGGGACCAUUAUAAAGAAGACCAUUCUGAUUUAGACACGUGGAACGCCAAAUGUGUGGUCUGUUCCGAGAUGAUGGAUAUCAAAGAAUCGAGAGAAAAGUUCCGAAAUCACUUGGUUGGUUGUCAGAAACAAGCUGGGCGAGUGAAACGAAAUAUGUCCUACCAACACUACCAAAUGGCCCGGAAGAAUCCUACCAUGUGCGACUUGUGUGGCAAGACAUUUCAGUCGCCAUUGCAUAUGCAAAAGCAUGCUGACCGGGUUCAUGGUGAAAAGCGAGCCAAAUGGAAGUGCUACCUAUGCCCUGAUGAGAUGAACCCCGGGAAAAAAUCCCACCAUUUAAGAAAAGCUCAUUAUCAUGCACGCUUUGAGUGCACCAUCUGUUUCCAAUUGGAGAAGACUGCCCGCGACUUCUUCAAGCAUGUCCAAGUCAACCAUCCUGGUGAAAUGAAGAGCUCCAAAUGUCCUCAGUGCAAGAAAGAUAUUCCUCUAGAUCUUGGAUACGGCUCAAACUUUGCCGAUCAUCAUGAGCAAUGUCUCAGGCUCCACCUGAAGUCGUUGCUUGACAAGCGGAAGGAAAGGAUCUACUCCAAGCCCAUGAAGUUCGCUUGUCCAUUGUGUCCAAAGAAAUAUCCAGUCCAGUACAUGCUGAACACUCAUGUGAGGAUUCAUAAGGAGGUCAGUCACUACUGUGACCUCUGUCGAUAUAAGACCCAUUCAGCACCCCAUCUCAAGGAGCAUAUGAAAGAGGUUCACGGUCAAGGUUCUGAUGACACCAAAUGUAGCUCAUGUAGUCAGAAAUUCAGGUCUCACGCUUUAUUGGAAACGCACAUUGAGUCAGUGCAUGGAGCAGCUCCCAAGUAUCAAUGUGAUAUCUGUCUGCACAAGGUCAAGUCAAAGCUUCUACUGAGAAAGCACAAAAUGGCAGCUCAUCCGGAUGAAGACGAAUCCCAAUCUGGUUCUCGAGAUGAUGAUAUGGGUCAGGAGGAAUCUCCUGGAUUGUCUUACAACUCUUUGAUGGAUCCGGCUAUGUUGUACCAGAUACAGAAUGCAUCUAGCUUGGCCCAACAAGCAGGUGUUGAUCCUUCGAAUGCCUUUCCAUCCAACAUGUGAAGAUUUGAACCAUUUCUGGUGAACCAAGGCUCAAGGGUUAUUAUUCAAUGCUGUGUCUGCAUUGAAUGAAGUCAAAGGGAGCUCUUUAUAAAACCGCAAUAUCGAUUGUUAUGAAUGAAUUUAAAUGGUGAACAAAUAUAAGACAGAGGUGUUUUUGCUUGCUGUAAUCACUAUU